AUGUCACUCCCGCAGCUGUAUGAAAUCUUCCCCUGGCUGAUGUGCCGUCUUCCUGGUCCUCAUAAGGAAGCGUUAUCUUGCUAUGAUGUCCUGAGUUCUUUUGCAAGGAAGGAGAUCAGAAGACAUGUGGAGAUAGGGAUACCAGAUGAACCACAGGAUUUCAUUGACUUUUACCUGGCUGAGAUGGAGAAAUCUAAAGAUGGGGUCAAGCACAAGUAUGAUGAAGACAAUUUGGUAUAUGUUAUAAAUGAUCUUUUCCUUGGUGGAUCAGAGACAUCAAGCACAACAUUGUACUGGGGACUGCUCUAUAUGGUAGUGAAUCCAGACAUCCAAGAAAAAGUGCAGAAGGAGCUGGAUGCUGUUUUGGGUCCUUCCCAGGUAAUUUGCUAUGAGGAUCGGAAAAAACUGUCCUAUACAAAUGCUGUGGUUCGUGAGAUCCAACGCUUCAGCAACAUUGUCUUUGUUGGCAUGCCCAGAGUGUGUGUGAGGGACACAAUAUUGCUAGGAUUCCCCAUCAAAAAGGGCACCAUCAUUAUGCCAAAUAUAGCAUCUGUUCUGUAUGACCCUGAGCAAUGGGAGACACCUCAACAGUUCAACCCUGGCCAUUUUCUGAAUAAAGAAGGAAAUGUACCUCGAGAAGCCUUCUUACCAUUCUCAGCAGGGCACCAUGUGUGUUUGGGGGAGCAUCUAGCGAGGACCGAGCUCUUUAUUUUCUUUGCCAGCCUGCUGCGGGCAUUCACCUUCCGCCUCCCUGAGGGGGUGGUAAAGAUCAACACAGAGCCCAUUUUUGGGGGUACGCUGCAGCCCCACCCAUACCGGGUUUGUGCCAUUCCACGCUAGGCUGCAGUACGUCACAGACCAGCAUGAGACAGCUACCUUUAUCUCAGUGAAUUUCCUCUCAAAUGUAUAAACCUUCUUUUACUAGCCAGGAUAUUGAUAUUAGUAUAUCCCAAGGCUAUUCAGAAAGCGGAUGCAAGCCAAGAUCCAGACUACCAGUACUUUUGGUCUGGUCCUCAUGAAAUUCCCAGAUAUUCUUGCAAGCAUCUUAACUAUUUUCUCCUCUUGCAAAGCACUUGAAGCAAGAUGCUAUGGUUCCCAGCUGAAGCCAACAUGUUCUAGCCAAGCAGAAUCAUCAUGAUGCUCACUCCUGAGCAAACCUCAGUAAAAUUCAACAGAGGAUCUCAGCAAGAUCCGAGUAGGCAUCAUUUCUGUGAGUGGUUUGAUGACCUCAAGUAAUUUGACUCUGGAAAAUGC
This is a messenger RNA of Aquila chrysaetos chrysaetos, 1254 nucleotides long. Its product is annotated as cytochrome P450 2J2-like. Gene Ontology annotation, molecular function: heme binding; iron ion binding; oxidoreductase activity, acting on paired donors, with incorporation or reduction of molecular oxygen, reduced flavin or flavoprotein as one donor, and incorporation of one atom of oxygen. Gene Ontology annotation, biological process: arachidonate metabolic process; xenobiotic metabolic process. NCBI's taxonomy places the organism in Eukaryota, Metazoa, Chordata, Aves, Accipitriformes, Accipitridae. Gene Ontology annotation, cellular component: cytoplasm; intracellular membrane-bounded organelle. The record is from RefSeq and is a predicted model, not a curated record.